Molecule: messenger RNA, 1815 nt
Organism: Myodes glareolus (Bank vole)
Lineage: Eukaryota; Metazoa; Chordata; Mammalia; Rodentia; Cricetidae
Gene: Necap1
Product: NECAP endocytosis associated 1
Biological process (GO): endocytosis
Cellular component (GO): clathrin vesicle coat; membrane
Source: RefSeq, a predicted model, not a curated record
CGGAAGUGACGCAGCGGAAGCCGUCGGCCCGCUCAGCCCGCCCACGCCCGUGCUCCGCCCCCGCGGCGCUAUCGGAGCCAAGAUGGCGACCGAGCUGGAAUACGAGUCUGUGCUGUGUGUGAAGCCUGACGUCAGCGUCUACCGGAUUCCGCCGCGGGCCUCGAACCGCGGCUACAGGGCGUCUGACUGGAAGUUAGACCAGCCUGAUUGGACUGGUCGCCUCCGAAUCACUUCAAAAGGGAAGAUCGCUUACAUCAAACUGGAAGAUAAAGUUUCAGGGGAGCUCUUCGCUCAGGCACCAGUAGAACAGUACCCUGGUAUUGCUGUGGAGACAGUAACAGACUCCAGCCGCUACUUUGUGAUCAGGAUCCAGGAUGGUACUGGCCGAAGUGCGUUCAUUGGCAUUGGUUUCACAGACCGGGGGGACGCCUUCGACUUUAACGUUUCGCUGCAAGAUCACUUCAAGUGGGUAAAGCAGGAAACUGAGAUUUCCAAAGAAUCUCAGGAGAUGGAUAAUCGUCCCAAGUUGGAUUUAGGCUUCAAGGAAGGACAGACCAUCAAGUUGAGUAUUGGGAACAUUACAACCAAGAAAGGAGGUGCUUCUAAGCCCCGGGCCACAGGGACUGGAGGACUGAGCUUACUCCCACCUCCACCUGGAGGCAAAAUCACUAUUCCCCCACCAUCCUCUGUUGCCAUCAGCAACCAUGUCACCCCACCACCUAUUCCAAAAGCUAACCAUGGAGGUAGUGAUGCAGAUAUUCUUUUAGAUUUGGAUUCCCCUGCUCCUGUCACGACUUCAGCACCAGUGCCAGUUUCUGCAAGCAGUGACUUGUGGGGAGACUUCAGCACUGCAUCCAGCUCUGUUCCGAACCAGGCGCCACAGCCGUCCAACUGGGUCCAGUUUUGAGUGUUAUUGGCAAGAUGUUAAGGACACACUUGAAGAAUAAAUGACCUCGAGGGCACCGUUCUAUGAAGGAGCUGAGGGACCGCUUCAUUUCCCAGAACCAAAAUCAGUGGACAAUCUUUUUCCAUAGCUUCUCUGUUGCUUUCAGGCUGGAUUAUUUUGUUACCUCUGUGUUACUUGCUGUAUAAGCCAGGAGACCACCUGCUGUUUCCUGCUCACAUCCGAGACAGGGGAGUAGUGGAAAUGAUCACACUGACCGACUGUGCAGAGUUCAGAAAGCCACCUGUGAGAGUGACCUCUGACAUAUGUAAAUUCUUGAACUUAUUUCAGAAUCAUCUCAUUAUUCCUGUGUAUCUGUUUGUGAUGCCCUAGUUAGCAAUUUCAGGAGAGACAAUGCCUUGUAACUGUCUUUCCCAUAACCUGAGACUAUAAAUGGGCAGACUGGCCUCCAUACUUACCACGUUAGGAUUUUCAUGAGGGUAGAUUUGGAGAAAGCCGUAUCCCUGCUCUCUUCUUCUGUAAGGCCUCCUUCAGGCUUACCCUAUUCAGUGAGCAUCCGGUGAGCCACAGCACCACCGCCUUGUGUGUUUACAUCUUUUCCUUUGAUGAGAGGCUCGGGUUGGUGGCACCCCACGGUUUUCUGCGUGUUGAAUAGUGCAGCAUCUUUGACGGUGGCUAUUUCUGAGAUGAAGGAAAUGAAGACUGUGCUUUCCGAGUUGUAGUCCGCAGACGUGUUUCUGCUGCAUUUGAAGCAUAGCAUUAAUUUUUAUUCACCUGUGUUUGACCUAAGGUAAGCGUUUUAACUUGAUGUGUGGAGCAGAGAAGCGGAAGCACUUAGCUCUCAUGCAGUACCACAUGCCUUGCUGCCUGGUCUGGAGCCUUGUCAUAAACAUUUCCUUUAGUCCAUUUAG